This is a messenger RNA of Galeopterus variegatus (Sunda flying lemur), 3436 nucleotides long. It is a transcript of the gene FGFR1, whose product is annotated as fibroblast growth factor receptor 1. Bases 81 to 2549 code for a protein of 822 amino acids. Gene Ontology annotation, cellular component: membrane; signaling receptor complex. Gene Ontology annotation, molecular function: fibroblast growth factor binding; ATP binding; fibroblast growth factor receptor activity. Gene Ontology annotation, biological process: multicellular organism development; positive regulation of cell differentiation; positive regulation of kinase activity. Lineage: Eukaryota; Metazoa; Chordata; Mammalia; Dermoptera; Cynocephalidae. The record is from RefSeq and is a predicted model, not a curated record. The transcript is spliced from 17 exons.
UGAGAAGGAAGACCAAGCUUGAGGUGGAGUAUCCAUGGAGGUGUGGAGCCUUGUCCCCAACCUCUAACUGCAGAACUGGGAUGUGGAGCUGGAAGUGCCUCCUCUUCUGGGCUGUGCUGGUCACAGCCACACUCUGCACUGCCAGGCCGGCCCCGACCUUGCCUGAGGAAGCCCAGCCCUGGGGAGCCCCUGUGGAAGUGGAGUCCUUCCUGGUCCACCCUGGCGACCUGCUGCAGCUUCGCUGUCGGCUGCGGGACGAUGUGCAGAGCAUCAACUGGCUGCGGGACGGGGUACAGCUGGUGGAAAGCAACCGUACCCGCAUCACAGGGGAGGAGGUGGAGGUGCGGGAGUCCGUGCCUGCCGACUCCGGCCUCUACACUUGCGUGACCAGCAGCCCCUCGGGCAGCGACACCACCUACUUCUCCGUCAAUGUCUCAGAUGCUCUCCCCUCCUCAGAGGAUGACGACGAUGAUGAUGACUCCUCUUCAGAGGAGAAGGAGACAGAUAACACCAAACCAAACCGUAUGCCUGUGGCUCCAUAUUGGACGUCCCCAGAAAAGAUGGAAAAGAAGUUGCAUGCAGUGCCAGCUGCCAAGACCGUGAAAUUCAAAUGCCCUUCCAGUGGGACGCCCAACCCCACGCUGCGUUGGUUAAAAAAUGGCAAAGAAUUCAAACCUGACCACAGGAUUGGAGGAUACAAGGUCCGUUACGCCACCUGGAGCAUCAUAAUGGACUCUGUGGUGCCCUCUGAUAAGGGCAACUACACCUGCAUUGUGGAGAAUGCAUAUGGCAGCAUUAACCACACCUACCAGCUCGAUGUUGUGGAGCGGUCCCCUCACCGGCCCAUCCUGCAGGCAGGGCUGCCCGCCAACAAGACGGUGGCCCUGGGCAGCAAUGUGGAGUUCAUGUGCAAGGUGUACAGCGACCCACAGCCUCACAUCCAGUGGCUAAAGCACAUCGAGGUGAAUGGGAGUAAGAUCGGUCCAGACAACCUGCCCUACGUCCAGAUCUUGAAGCAUUCGGGGAUUAAUAGCUCGGAUGCGGAGGUGCUGACCCUGUUCAAUGUGACAGAGGCCCAGAGCGGGGAGUAUGUGUGUAAGGUUUCCAAUUAUAUUGGUGAAGCUAACCAGUCUGCGUGGCUCACUGUCACCAGACCUGUGGCAAAAGCCCUGGAAGAGAGACCAGCGGUGAUGACGUCGCCCCUGUACCUGGAGAUCAUCAUCUACUGCACAGGGGCCUUCCUCAUCUCCUGCAUGGUGGGAUCCGUCAUCAUCUACAAGAUGAAAAGUGGCACCAAGAAGAGCGACUUCCACAGCCAGAUGGCCGUGCACAAGCUGGCCAAGAGCAUCCCCCUGCGCAGACAGGUGUCAGCUGACUCCAGCGCAUCCAUGAACUCUGGGGUUCUUCUCGUUCGACCCUCACGUCUCUCCUCCAGUGGGACCCCCAUGCUGGCUGGGGUCUCUGAAUAUGAGCUUCCAGAAGACCCUCGCUGGGAGCUGCCUCGAGACAGACUGGUCCUAGGCAAACCCUUGGGAGAGGGCUGCUUUGGGCAGGUGGUGUUGGCAGAGGCCGUUGGGCUGGACAAGGACAAACCCAACCGUGUGACCAAAGUGGCGGUGAAGAUGUUGAAGUCGGAUGCAACAGAGAAAGACCUGUCAGACCUGAUCUCAGAAAUGGAGAUGAUGAAGAUGAUCGGGAAGCACAAGAACAUCAUCAACCUGCUGGGGGCCUGCACGCAGGACGGUCCUCUGUAUGUCAUCGUAGAGUACGCCUCCAAGGGCAACCUGCGGGAGUACCUGCAGGCCCGGAGGCCCCCUGGGCUGGAGUACUGUUACAACCCCAGCCACAACCCAGAGGAGCAGCUCUCCUCCAAGGAUCUGGUGUCCUGUGCCUAUCAGGUGGCCCGAGGCAUGGAAUAUCUCGCCUCCAAGAAGUGCAUACACCGAGACCUGGCCGCCAGGAACGUCCUGGUGACGGAGGACAACGUAAUGAAGAUUGCAGACUUCGGCCUAGCUCGGGACAUUCACCACAUCGACUACUAUAAAAAGACGACCAACGGCCGACUACCUGUGAAGUGGAUGGCACCUGAGGCGCUGUUCGACCGCAUCUACACCCACCAGAGCGACGUGUGGUCCUUUGGGGUGCUCCUGUGGGAAAUCUUCACUCUGGGCGGCUCCCCAUAUCCUGGUGUGCCUGUGGAGGAGCUUUUCAAGCUGCUGAAGGAGGGUCACCGUAUGGACAAGCCCAGCAACUGCACCAAUGAGCUGUACAUGAUGAUGCGGGACUGCUGGCAUGCAGUCCCCUCUCAGAGACCUACCUUCAAGCAGCUGGUGGAAGACCUGGAUCGCAUUGUGGCCUUGACCUCCAACCAGGAGUAUCUGGACCUGUCGAUGCCCCUGGACCAGUACUCUCCCAGCUUUCCCGACACCCGAAGCUCUACCUGCUCCUCAGGAGAGGAUUCUGUCUUCUCUCAUGAGCCGUUGCCGGAGGAGCCCUGUCUGCCCCGACACCCAGCCCAGCUUGCCAAUGGUGGACUCAAACGACGCUGACUAGCCCCCCACUCUCCCUUCCAAACCCCAUUGUUCGCUGUGACCCUCACCCACAGCUCCCUGCUGGACUCACUGCCUUUCCCUAGUCCCCUUCCUGCUGGUAGGAGCCAGCUGCCUACUUGAGGCCUUCCUGUGUGGCCUUCGCCCCACUGAGCUCACCGCUGUUCCUCCUCCUCCUCUCCACCUGCUGUGAGAGAGAGGAGCAAAGAGGCAGGUACUUGCUGAUGGCCACUUUGUUCUCUCCCACGUGUUGGACCAAGACCCCUCCCUGCCACCUAGCGCUGCCUGGAGGGUUGGGAGUGGGAGAUGAACGGCACGCGAGUGAGAGCUCACUGAGCUUACUUGUGUUGGUUUUGUCUGUUUCACUUUACCCGGGAGCCCCUUGCAUUCUGGUGGCAGGUGCCUUGUCCUCGGGGCUGCAGCAUAGGGAGGUCAGUACAUCAAGCCUCAACUGAAGGUGACCUCUGCUCCAGAUGGAUGGUGCCAGUGGCUUAUUAAUUCCAGUACUAAUUUGCUUUGCUGACCAAAUACCUGGUACCAGAGGACAAGGAGGCAAAGGCUGGGAGCAGUGUUGUGGCCCUGGGGCCCAGCCCCAAACAGGGGCUUUGUAUAUAGCUAUGAAGAAAACACAAAGUGUAUAAAUCUGAGUAUAUAUUUACAUGUCUUUUUAAAAGGGUCAUUACCAGAGAUUUACCCACUGGGUAAGAUGCUCCUGGUGGCUGGGAGGCAUCAGUUGCUAUAUAUUAAAAACAAAGAAAAAAAAGGAAAAUGUUUUUUAAAAGGUCAUAUAUUUUUUGCUACUUUUGCUGUUUUAUUUUUUUAAAUUAUGUUCUAAACCUAUUUUCAGUUUAGGUCCCUCAAUAAAAAUUGCUGCUGCUUCAUUUUUA